This is a messenger RNA of Planococcus citri (citrus mealybug), 3835 nucleotides long. RefSeq names its product golgin subfamily A member 1-like. The coding region runs from base 639 to 2633 and encodes 664 amino acids. The transcript is spliced from 11 exons. Gene Ontology annotation, cellular component: Golgi apparatus. Lineage: Eukaryota; Metazoa; Arthropoda; Insecta; Hemiptera; Pseudococcidae. The record is from RefSeq and is a predicted model, not a curated record.
GUACGACGUACGUGAUACUUGUAACAGUUGUAACCGGUAGGCGGUACCGCUAUGUAACGUGAUGUGACUAAGCGAAGCGUGAGCCUCGACAUGACAAGUCAACGUGUGCGCCUGCGCAUUACGCACUUAUGACGUAAUGUAAACAUACGAAUACGAGCGAUAUUGAUAAGCGAUUCGUGUUUUUCUUUAUCGAAUAAUAUGAAUAAUUUCGAAUCCAAUUCGAACAUAGAUCAUAGAUCCAUUCAUCUCGAAACAGUUUACGCGUCGAUCGCUUCAAAGAUUUUGCGUUGCUAUUGCUAGCUAGUGGCUACUUCGAUCGUUGGCUCGGCAUGGUCAUCUGUUACGACAAUUAUUGCCAAGUGUACGCGGAAAGUUUUUACGCUCGUUUUCAUUUCCAACAACAGGUCGAUCGGUUGGUAUCGAACCCGAACGGUUGCCACAUAGCGAAGUAUUACGUUUGCGAAUUCCGAUCAACGGCGCAUAUUGGAUGAAAAUUGAAAUACGAAUUCGAAACGCCCGGAGUGGUGGUGGUGGUUGUGGUUGUGGUUGUUGUUGAGCCGCGAAUUCGGAUUUGCCGCUGUCGUCGUCCGUAGGUACGCUUAGCGCUUAGGUAGUGUUACUAAUUCGCCAAUUCCAACAUGUUCAACAAUAUGAAGAACAAGAUUCGCGAGAAAACUGGAACCGAGUUGCCGAAAUUUACCGCCAGUUCGGCUUCGCUCUUCGGAAAAAAGUCGAAUCAACAUUCCCGUCAGAGUUCUCAAGGUAGCAUUUACAGCGUCGUAUCGGAUUCGGACGCCAAAGAAGAAAACGAACCGAAAGCGGCGGCGGCGGCGGCGUUACAUUCGGCGGUUGCGAAAACCGCGCUCUCCGACGACGUGAAAACUACCGAAGAUGACGAAAGUAAAGUCGACGAUACAGCAGCUGCGGCGGCGGCAAAGGAAAGUGAAUGGUUAGAAAGAGAGAAGCAGUACGUAAGCGAUCUGUCGAAACAAACCAAAGAACUGCAAGAAGCCUUGUCCAUAGUCACAGAGCAAAAAACCAAACUCGAGCAUUUCCGAGAAGAAAAAGAGCAACUAGAAGCGUAUCAGAAACAAGAAGUCGCCAAGAUUAAACAAUUGCUGCUGGAGAAAGAAGAAGAGAACGAUCGCAAUUUAUCGGCCUUGAAAGAAGCGCUCGCCUCCAUCGAAUCUUUGAAGCUGGAAGUUGAUCGUUUGAGACCGCUGGAAGAGCGUAUGAAUACCUGCCAGGAUGACUUGGAAUGUCUUCGACACACGUCCGAGAAAGAAAGAUGGAAUCUAACGUCGCAGUUGGCUCAAAGGGACGAAGUUGUUAGACGCUUAGAAGAACGUAUUAGCGUAUUAACUCACCGAACCGAAGCCGACUGUCAAGCGUUGGGCGCUCAGCUUUCCGCAGACGAAAGAGUAGGCAGUUUAAUAGCGGAAAGAGCGUUAUUAGAACGUAGACUGGAAGAAGCUCAUAUUCAUUUAUCAGAAAUCAAAACAUCGUGGAGUAAUAAAAUCGCCACUUUGGAAACUCAGGUAGGCCGAUUGAGUCGUCAAGCCGGCGAAGAAGGCGUCGAAAGGAGAAACGCCGAAAAGAAGAUUACGCAACUGGAAUGCAAGCUAGACGAGUUAGCUAAAGAGAAGGAAAAUCUGAACGGCAAGCUGGUUAAAUUGGUCAAAGAGAGGGACAAUUUAGCGUGCGAACUUAAAGAAUUGUCCGCUGUAAAUGUCACAAAUGACGAGGAGGAGGAGGAGAAGGAAGAGGUGCGCGAACGCGAACUCGAACGAUUUCGAGAACUGACCGAUCGUUUAGAAGUUUUGAUGAAGGAAAACGAGGCGUUGAGAUUGUCGAACGAAGAGUCGAGACGUAUCUUCGACGAAUCGCUAAGCAAAGAGUCGAAUAAGAAUAGCGCGUUGGACGUGGAAAUGGGCAGACUGAAGGAGUACUCGGUCGAGUUGGCGGUCGCUUUGCAGAAGGAAAAAGACGUCAAAGAUCAGACUUUAUUGCGUAACGCGGAAAUAUCGCAACUGGUACAACUCACCGAACAAGAGCUGAAGCAGCAACAAAUUCAAAACGAAGAAUCGUUCAAGAAAAUCGCCAGCUUGGAAGAGCAACUGGAAAUUACGCGACAGAAUUUGAAAACAAUUCAAAUGGAAGGUAACACGAUCGCGAUCACGAACGAACAAAAGUUGAGUGAAAAAAUCAAGCAGCUGGAAAAUGAAAUUGCCGAUAAAAACAAGUCGAUACGUAUCUUGCAACAGAAUCUAAACGACGUUAAGAAAACUUUUCAAGACGAAUUAAAAAAUAACCCACCUGUGGCUGUAGCGUCCAGCGCCACCGCCACCGCCACCGCUACUGGUAUCGCUAACGCUAGCGCCAACAAUUGUAGUGAUUUUCUUAAUCACGACUUGGACGGAAUAGAAGACGAUAUCAAUUUCAAAUACAUGAAGCACGUUUUAAUCAAAUUCCUCACCAGUUCGGAAUACGAAGCUCAACAACUUACCAAAGCGGUGGCUACGCUUUUAAAACUCAAUUCGGAAGAAGAAAGAUUGAUUAAAGAUACGUUAGAAUGGCGAUGUUCGUGGUUCGGUUCGAAACCGCGAGUCAAGCUGCAUUACAAUCCUAGCUGAUGAUGGAAACAACGACGGCGACGACGACGGCUGGCUAGCAGGCCGGCCGGCCGGAGGCGGCAUUACCUUCUCGCGUAUGUUGCGAAACGAGAAAAAAGAGCGGCGACGGUUACCGCCUACGCCCGGGCCCGCGCCCGCGCCCGCCCAACCAAACUGGCGAAUAGCACCCAUCCAGAUCGCUUACUUUGUCAACAUUUUAUACGUGUAGUGUAUGUAUGUACGUAGAUAAGAUGUGUAUUGUGUACCCAUACCCAUACCCCAUACCUAUGGCCGCAUUUUCUUACAAAACGACGCAACAACGAAAAUGACCGUACGAAUGCGGUGUUACUGUCGCCCCAUUCGCGAAUUUCCUCUAUCGCGACGUAUUUUUCAACACGUCAUUUUUCCGCCGCAUGGCGCAUACCAUCUAUACGUAUUACGUACAGUAUUGGUUUUCAUCUACUCGUACGCGUAUACAUAUAAAUCAUUCGACACUGACACUUUAGCUAGGUACUCGUAUUUAGCCUAUUAUCGUAUCAUAUCAUUUGGCGGGCGCUUCUUAUACUCGUAAUGUCCAACGCCAACACUACGAAAGCUCGAUUUCUUGUAUGUGUAGUAUUUUUACGCGUAUUUGCGGCCGGGUUUUCGAUUUCCCCCCUUUUUUUUCUUUCUUUUUGGCCUAGAACUCGGUAAUACCCGGACAGGACACUUUGUCCCAAUGUACAUACAUAUACAUUAUACCAUAUACCAAUGUACUCGCAGCUGUGUGUAGUGUACGCGUUACGGAUUGAAUUUACGUACACGUAUCUCUUGCCUACCACUUGGCCACUUACCACCUAGUAUGUAAUUGUAAUUGUAAUUGUAAUUAGCAUCUUGUAACUCGUGCGCGUGUUGUAAAUGCGGACAUACGUAGCCUACGGUAUACGUACGUGGGUAUAACCUUAAUAUUCUGUAUGAUUGUUUGAAUCCGUGUGUCGUGUGCCGUACGUAUGUACUAUAAUAUAAUUAUAAUGUAAUAUAGGUACUGUAUGUCUAUGUACCGCUAGCGAUAGCGAUAGCGAUAGCGGUUGCAUUCGUUAUAUGUAUAUGUACUACAUUCUCACGUACGAGUAUAACUGCCACUUUUAAGAAUUUUCAUGAAUUUUGUAUACCUCGUGAUGUUUGUUACCUACUUUUUAGUUUUUUCGCCGCGAUUCCGACAUUAAAUUAUCCAAUCAUUCGUA